Musca vetustissima is the source of this 405-nucleotide messenger RNA. Its product is annotated as ejaculatory bulb-specific protein 3-like. The record is from RefSeq and is a predicted model, not a curated record. Bases 7 to 405 code for a protein of 132 amino acids. The transcript has a single exon. Lineage: Eukaryota; Metazoa; Arthropoda; Insecta; Diptera; Muscidae.
CAAACCAUGAAAUUCCUAAUCAUUGCCGUACUAAUUGCCUCGGUCUACAUGGUGGCUGCCAGACCAGCUGAUGAAGAAACGAAAUAUACUACGAAAUAUGACAACAUUGAUGUCGAUGAAAUUUUGAAAUCGGAUCGUCUCUUCAAUAACUAUUACAAAUGUUUGAUUGAUCAGGGCACCUGUACUCCCGAUGGUCGUGAAUUGAAGAAUACCCUACCCGAUGCCCUGCAAACGGAAUGCAGUAAAUGUAAUGAGAAACAGAAGGCCAAUGCUGAUAAAGUUAUUCGUUACAUUAUUGAAAAUAAACCAGAGGAAUGGAAAUCGUUGCAAGAGAAAUACGACCCGGAACAUGUCUACUACAACAAAUAUAAGGAUGAAGCAGAAAAGCGUGGUAUUAAAUUGUAA